Messenger RNA from Verticillium alfalfae VaMs.102, 1557 nucleotides. RefSeq names its product hexose transporter HXT8. The record is from RefSeq and is a predicted model, not a curated record. The transcript has 7 exons. Gene Ontology annotation, molecular function: carbohydrate:proton symporter activity. The coding region runs from base 1 to 1557 and encodes 518 amino acids. Lineage: Eukaryota; Fungi; Ascomycota; Sordariomycetes; Glomerellales; Plectosphaerellaceae. Gene Ontology annotation, biological process: transmembrane transport; carbohydrate transport. Gene Ontology annotation, cellular component: membrane.
AUGGGCAUCUCCAAGUUCCUCCGCGCCAUUGUGCGCAAUGAGGCGAUGCGCACUGAUCCUCAUGAGAUCUACGGCUGGAGGGUCUUUGCUCUGGCAUGUGCUUCCUGCUUCGGCGGCAUGCUCUUCGGCUGGGAUAUUGGCGCCAUAGGCGGCGUCCUCGCCAUGGAAGAGACGCAGAAGCGCUUCGGCUACUUUGACAGCUCCAAGGCCCACAAGACGAACCAGGACCAGAACAUCGUGUCGACGCUGCAGGCCGGGUGUUUCGCCGCCUGCUUCGUGACGCCCUGGUUCGCCGACCGCUACGGCCGGCGCCUGUGCCUCAUCGUCGUCGGCAUCAUCACGACCGCCGGCGUCAUCUUCCAGGCCGCCUCGCCCGCCCAGGGGCACCCUGGCCCUCAUUGCGCGCCGCGCGCCAUCCGCGGCGGCCUCACGGCCUUCUACCAGCUCUUCAUCGUCACGGGCACCAUGAUGGCCUUCUGGGUCAACUACGGCAGCCUCAUGCACGUCAAGGGCACCGCCGUCUACGCCGUGCCCCUCGCCAUGCAGGCCCUGCCCGCCGUCAUCCUCAGCGCCGGCAUGCUCUUCUGCCCCGAGAGCCCGCGCUGGUGCGCCAAGCAGGACCACUGGGAGCGGGCCACGGCCAUCCUGUCCAAGCUCAGGGCCCUGCCGGCGGACCACGAGUACGUCCAGGCCGAGAUCAACGACAUGUCGAGCCAGCUCGAGACGGAGCGCCGCCUCGUCGGCGAUGCAACGACGAGGGCCCUCCUUCGUGAGAUGUGGCUCGUUCCCAGCAACCGCAAGAGAGCGCUGCUGUCUGUUUUUCUCAUGAUUUCGCAACAAAUGAGCGGGCCGAACGCAGUCAACUACUACGCUCCGCAAAUCUUCAAGAACCUCGGCAUGAGUGGGACUGAGUCGUCCCUGUUUGCCACAGGCAUCUAUGGCGUCGUCAAGGUCGUUGGCUGCGCGUGUUUCCUCAUCUUCGUUGCCGACUCCCUGGGCCGGCGGAGGAGCCUGAUCUGGACGGGCAUCGGGCAGGGCAUCGCGAUGUUUAUAGUGGGCAUUUACGGCCGAGUGGAGCCCCCUGUUGAGGGCGAGCCGGUGAGUUGUCUCUUUUCUUUAAUACUGUGCUCGAUCUCGCCCUUUGGCUACGUCGCCAUCACCUGCAUCUUCAUCUGGGUCGUCUUCUUCCAGUUCGGCUGGGGCCCGUGCUGUUGGAUCCUGGUCUCCGAGAUCCCGACCGCCCGCCUCCGUGCUCUGAACGUUGCCCUCGCGGCGGCAACGCAGUGGCUCUUUAACUUUAUCAUCGCGCGUACCGUGCUGACGAUGCAGCUCACAAUGGGCUACAAGGGCUAUGGUAUGUUCUUCAUGUUCGGAUCCUUCAGCUUCGUCAUGGCUGUCAUCGUCUACUUCCUCAUUCCCGAGACCAAAGGUCUGAGCCUGGAGCAGAUGGAUGAGCUCUUCGGUGUCAACGACAUGGUCAAGACCAUGGACGACGAGCCUGAGGUGGCAGCUGGGACGACCAUUCAAGAUGCAGCUGAGCGGCCGCGUGAGAAGUGA